Periconia digitata is the source of this 1206-nucleotide messenger RNA. Lineage: Eukaryota; Fungi; Ascomycota; Dothideomycetes; Pleosporales; Periconiaceae. The record is from the annotation of a GenBank genome assembly.
AUGUCAUAUCCAGCUGGGCCACCACCACUACCAACACCAGCUCCCCCGUCCCCUCAAACCCAACAACUCCGUGCAACCCUAAAAUUACACAUAGAAGCAGGCGCCUUUGAAUCCUUCCUCACGGCCUUAGAGACUCCCCACAAGCUCCAAAAGUCAGAGAUCCAACAACGCGUUAAAGGCGCAGCUAACCGCGCUAUUCUCAUCGCUAUAGAGAAAGAUGAUUGUGCUCGUGUCCGCGAUAUCGUUUCUCAAUGGAAGGAAAGCGCAGUUGAACCGGAGGAUUCUGAUACAAAAAUCGACGAAGAAGCGCUAGUAGUAGCAGUUCAGCGGCGGCAUGGUGAAAUCGCUGCGCUGCUUGUGGAAAGUGGUGCUAUGGUGGGUAAAGAUGUUCUCCGAGCAAUGCUAGAUGGGUUCGCGGAUGCGGAUGCGGACUACAAAGAGAUGGAAGAGUUGCUUGAGAGAUUGGUCAAGGCAGGCUGGGAUGUUAAUGCCCAAGUAAAGUGUCCUAUGAAUACUUAUGCGCUUCAGCUCGCGGUCCGAGCAGCUUCAUCGGCAGGCAACACGCGCUUUCUAGACUGGCUGCUUGAGCACGGCGCAUCACCAGAUAUAAGCGUGGUUCACUGGACGGGGUUCUCCAAAGGCGCCGAUACAGCUUUUGCAUGGACGAAACGGCAGGCUUCACCUUGGACUACAUUUAUCAGAGAGUUGGCCCCGAUUUCGUGUAUUCGAAAAUUGUUGAACCACGGCGCAAAGCCGGAUAACAACGUUCUUCACGCUGCUAUCCGAUUACCCAGGGAGAAUGAUGACCGCAUGCUGAUUAUACAGUUGAUGCUGGCUCGUGGGGCAGAUGUCAAUGCGUUGGAAACGGAUAUUUUAUGGGUUUCUAAUGGUUCGAGAGUGACUAUCACGCAUGCGACGCCGUUGUACGAGGCUGUUAUCCAGGACGACUUAGCUGUGAUGAAGUUACUUGUGGAGCAUGGAGCGAAUGCUCGAGUGCGGAAUAGUAUAAGACAAUGGAGCUCAGUGAAACCGGGGAUGAAUGCUCUAGACGCAAUGAGGCGGUCUACGAAUGAGGAGAUGAGAGCUUUAGCGGACGAGCGAUGGGGUAAGGAGACUCGAGCGCAGCAGAAGGAAAGGAAAGAUCUUUUGGGAGCACUUGAACCGAGGAAAGCGUUUCCGGUCAAGUCUAAGCGCCGCCGUUUGUAA